Drosophila melanogaster (fruit fly) is the source of this 1226-nucleotide messenger RNA. RefSeq lists its product as uncharacterized. The transcript has a single exon. Lineage: Eukaryota; Metazoa; Arthropoda; Insecta; Diptera; Drosophilidae. The coding region runs from base 163 to 795 and encodes 210 amino acids. The record is from RefSeq and is marked reviewed.
CUUACAUAAGCAAAUCACAACGAUUCGUUGAAGCUAGCACACACACACACAUCCCUCUUUCGGCCUGUUACAAAAUUUUUAAUUUUACAAAAUCGUAAAAUAAAUCGAGGAAAGUUGAAAAAUUAAAAGUGCCCAAUACACCCAGCAUAACCAAUCGCCACGAUGACCUGCACAUUGGUACUCCUGAUUGCCAGCGUUCUGCACUUCCGAAUGCGUGGCAGUUGUCUGCUGGACAUAGAGCGUUUCCCGGUAAUUCCCGGCACCAUCUACGCCGGCCACAUUGCCUACUGCGCCAUCCUAUACUUCCUGCACGACCUGGAGAUCCUGCCCACGCGCUAUCGUAGCCGGAUGGGCUGGCUGACCACCUUCCUGAUCGAACUGGUGUUGGGCGUGGCCUUCAUGGAGGUCCUGGCCCUGUGGCUCUGGUGCAGCGUGGAGCACAUCCUCCACCUGUCCACCCAGUUCGUGCUGCGCCGCUAUCUGGGCGUCUCCACCGAAGUCUACCAGCGCUGGGAGUGGGCCAUCAUGGGUGGUCUGAUGACCACGCUGGCAGCCAUGCUCUGGAUAAACGCCUUCGAGGCCACGGAGACAACUAAAGCAGAGAGGGUGUCGAAGGAUGUCAAGGACAUCCGGAUGAAGGCGGUCCUGUGCCAGCGGGAGGAGAAACAGAAGCAGGAUCACGAUCUGGAGAAGAUUGAGCAGCCUGCUCCAGAGCCAGAGGAGUCACAAAAUCCUGAUGAAGUGCAGCUGCCGGAGAAUCAUCUAAAGCUGCUGGCCACCACCACUGAUUGCUAACCCCUUGUCGUCGCCUCCUGCAACUUGGGCUGCAGACAAAAAGACUUCGCAAAGCGGCCUCAAUUAGACGAACGAUCAUGCCGGGACCAGACCAGACGAAGCAAAUGUAUUUAUUCCAGCCAGAUGGACUCGAAAGGCUCUAAAAGACCGUGCCAAAGGAUACUGGGAAUGGGGAACGGGGCGAAAUGAUGGACUGCAGUAAAAUGUCUAUGAAAAUUGACUUGGUGUCCUGGCAUUGAGAGGCAGUCGGGCGGAAGGAGCUGCCAGCGCCUGGAUGCGCGUCAAUUGACAAAUUGUCGGCUCGACUGGCCCAUUCGUCCUGGUUUUGCCUUGCUCCCCGUGCUAGGCUUGCUCUCAACUUCCCAAAACCAAUACGAAUGCCAAAAUGCCAAAAAUACAAUCCCGGGCAAUUUUAGACCCAAACAGAGCAG